This is a messenger RNA of Microbotryum saponariae, 1342 nucleotides long. Lineage: Eukaryota; Fungi; Basidiomycota; Microbotryomycetes; Microbotryales; Microbotryaceae. The record is from the annotation of a GenBank genome assembly.
AUGUACGAUGAGAAAGCAGAAGGCCUCAAGCGACAGCUGCUGGAAAAAUACGGUCCAGGUGAGCGCCCACCCACUCUUAGGCUCCACGACACCGAAGGGACCACUUGAGAGCCUCACGCCGCGGCUCGCAUGGCCUCGCUCGAGGCCACUGUCAUUUCUUCCCAUGCUUUGAUUGCUUGUGAGAAUGACUUUGUUGUGUUACUGAUCGAUCCCACCUGCCCGCGCUCUCUUUGAUGCAGGCGCUCUCGCGAGAGGUCCGCGGAAAUCCCGAAAGAGCGAAACCGCGCCGACCGAAUUGAGCUACGACGGCCGAUCCAACUCGGGCAGCGGCUCCAUCAAGGCUGCUCGAACAACUUCCCACAGCUCCGCCCCUAUUCUCGGACACAGCCUCGCGAACAACGGGUUCCAAUACGCCUUGCCACCACCUUCCGGAAAUGGGGCGCCGAGCUCGCAUCACUGUGCGGUGAUGGCACCAUGGCAUCCUUCGUUCGUUCCCAACGCCUCUAGGACAGAACUGAGACCGCGACCUCUCUCACCGACGGAGUCACCCGCGCAUGCAAGCGGGAUGGUCCAUGCCGACUCUUACUUCUCGGCCCAUCACACCGCACAGUCGAUUGGCGCCGAUUCUCAGGUGGACUACGUCUCUUCUGCAAGGAUACCACAGCGUGGCGAGGCCAUUCGUUUCGCUUCGGGUAGCCGCGGAAUGUUGCCGUCCCCGACGAUCAUGGGCUCGAUGCCGAAGGCCGGUGAACUUUCCAUGCCCGAACCGACGGCCCAUCGCUCUCGACCUAACCCUUCGCCAGUCGCUUUCCAUCCUUACGGUCACUCGACGUCGUACAACUCAGCCCGAGCGCCGGAGUCAUAUUGGUCGACCGAAGCGGGGUCCGUCUCGUCUCGAUCACGUUCGUGGAAUCAAUUGCCUCGAUCGGCGAGGGUUUCGCAGACGUCCGGUCGAUCGCGCUCAUGGGACGAACGACAUGGCUUGCACGACACCACAACGGACGAUAGAGGCUAUCAGCAGCAGCGACAGCCGCAAUAUCAAGCUCAUCACCAAUACCAGGAGUAUCCAAAUUCGGGUACCCACGAGACUUAUUUCACCGCACAGCAUGGCGCGUGCUUGUACCCCCUACCCCCGAUCUCGAACGACGGCGCCGGUGGUGGCGGUGACAGUCGUGAUUCGACCUCGACCGCGGCUGAGCUCGAAGAGGUUUACGCUUAUGCUUCGCGCGAGAUGUUCCAAACGGACGAGUCGACGGAGCACGAUCAUCAUCGCGAGGCGACAUGGGAUCAACUCGUGCAAUGGGAUGCCGACGGGUCCGCGCCGGCCUCCCACGCCCAUUGA